CUCUAAAGGGAAAUAUACAUUUUUAAUUAAACAUUCAAAUUUUUUUGGCAACAAAAUGGCAGCGCGGUUGCACACAGCAGCCACUUCUGGUCCUCAAAUAUUGAGCAUGUUACAUUUACAGGACCAAUGGGCACGGUUCCUGCCAUGGGCCGAGUAUGCCCACAGUUUUCUCUUCCAGGUCUCUCCCCAUUCCAGUGUCUCCUCAGGUAUCAACCUCAACCUCCCCUGUUCCCAUGGCACCUUGGUUCCUCUGAUGUCCCUGCUGUUCAUUCCUGGUUGCAGAAAAGCGAAGAGGCCUGGCUUGAGGUUCAGGAGCACCUGCCCAAGUAUCCACCACUGCAAACAGCAGACCGACAAACAUCGCCGCACCCUGACCUUCCAACCAGGACAAAGGUUGUGGCUAUCUACCCGUGAUAUCCACCUUCAAGAUUCCCUCCGGAAAACUCAGCCCCUGCUACACUGGCUCAUACAAGAUCCUUCGACACCUCACCCCCAUCACUUACCAGUUGCAGUUGCCCCCACACUUACGUAUAUGUCCCAUUUUUCAUGUCUCCCUGCUCAAGCCUUACAGCACCUCCCUGAUCCAGGUGUCCUGAGGAGACCCGACACCCCCUCUUGUGGAGGUGGAUGGGGCACCAGCCUACGCCGUCUGUGCCCUUCUGAAUUCCAAGCACCAACACGGGAUCCUGUGCUACCUGGUGAACUGGGAAAGAUACAUGGAAUAAAAGCAGGAAGUUGGAGCUCAAACUAUGGAUUUCGUAGAGACCUCAGCAAUGGCAGCACCAGUCUGGGGGUCAAGGGUGGGACUGAGGUGCAGCAUCAGACCUGAUGUUGCGUUUUCAGGAGGAUCUACCCCAAUACAGUAUGUGCAUUUACAUCUAUUCA
Messenger RNA from Scleropages formosus (Asian bonytongue), 885 nucleotides. RefSeq lists its product as uncharacterized. The transcript is spliced from 2 exons. Bases 56 to 829 code for a protein of 257 amino acids. The record is from RefSeq and is a predicted model, not a curated record. NCBI's taxonomy places the organism in Eukaryota, Metazoa, Chordata, Actinopteri, Osteoglossiformes, Osteoglossidae.